UGCAAUACUACUGAGACAACUAGGCACAGCUUAGCACACUGAUACAGCAUAACGUCUAUUUCAGCCCCGCUGUAAGUGAUACUGCACUAAGGAACACUCAUCAAACUCCGUUGGGGGACAGAACACCACCCAGGCUUCAGCCCAUUUAUGUGUUCUUUUUUUUGUUGCUGAAUAAUAACCUUUAAAAAAAAUAAACAGUGCCGACAGAACUGAAGUUUUCAGUCAUCGUACCAAACUGUUUCAUUUUUGUGCGCUCUUGGAUGGAAGUUUAUGCGCUUGUUAAAACGCUGUUACACAUGCUCAAUGAAACGGUCUUCCAUACAAGCGAUUUGCACCAUUUGUUGCAAGAGAGAGCAUUUUAAAAACACACGCAGGCUAGGGCUAUUUCAUGUAAAUCAAGUGACUUGGACCAUCAGCAUCUCUCCUGCCGCCCGCGAUUGAACCACAGUUAACCCAAGAUAUCUGAAGAGGAAUUACAUAGGCUCUUUGAGUUACACAAAUAUUCUGCAAUCAAUGCUUUUGCCUCCUGCAUGUGGACCAUAGACUUUUUAGGACAUGGAUCACUUGCUGUAGUGGAUAACCUUAUUGAUGUGUGUUUUGUUUGAUUCCCGCUACCGAAGAGGAUCUUUUUUUUCUCCACUUUUCCACUUCAGUGUAAUUCUAUGGCACUUCUUCUUCUAAAGCACUGAUGUCGCUACGUGACGGGAAUUGCGAUUGAUUUUCCAUAUUCUGUUUCAAGGGAUAGAAGUGACAGAGUUGCAGCCUUAAGAAAAAAAUACUUCCACCCUCUCUGAUUAUGGACUUAGCAGGUCAGGCUCAUGUGCUGGUGGUGUUACUCACCUGCCUGGUCUUCCUGUCCUGGGCCCAAGAGAAGGACUACACGGUGAGGGAGGAGCAGCCCGAGAAUGUCCGCAUCGGGAACCUGCGGAAGGACUUGGACCUGAACCUUGACCCUGACUUCAAGCUGUCCUCACCACUGCAGUUCAAGCCCGUCUACAAAACGGGCGAUGUGCCUUUGGUGAGGGUAGAGGCCAACACUGGGGAGAUCUUCACCACGGCUCAUCGCAUCGACCGAGAGAAGCUCUGCUCAGGAGUAUUCAACGAGAAGCGCUGCUUCUACGAGAUUGAAGUAGCCGUUCUGCCUGACGAGAUCUUCCGUCUGGUUAAGAUCCGGUUCCUGAUUGAGGACAUCAAUGACAACGCUCCACUCUUCCAGUCCACCGUAAUAAACAUCUCCAUCCCAGAGAACACUGCCAUCAACACCCGGUACCCCGUGCCCUCUGCAUUUGACCCAGAUGUGGGGAUCAAUGGGAUCCAACACUAUGAACUUGUCAAGAGUGUAAGUGAGUUUGGCCUAGACAUCAUCGAGACCCCAGAGGGAGACAGAUGGCCCCAGCUGAUCGUCCAGCAGAGCCUGGACCGCGAGCAGAAGGACACCUUCGUCAUGAAGAUCAAGGUGGAGGACGGUGGAACGCCACCCAAGUCCAGCACAGCCAUCCUCCAGGUCACCAUCUCCGACGUCAACGACAAUCGGCCAGUCUUCAAGGACAGUGAGGUGGAGGUGAACAUCCCUGAGAACGCCCCCAUGGGAACCUCCGUCACCCAGCUCCACGCCACGGACGCAGACCUCGGCUCCAAUGCCCAGAUCCACUUCUCCUUCUCCAACCAGAUCUCCUCAUCCACCAAGAGGCAUUUUUCCAUAGACAGCACCACCGGGCUGAUCACUGUCAAGCAGCCCUUAGACCGAGAAGCCACUCCGGUCCACAAACUCAUUGUCCUGGCCAGCGACGGCAGCUCCACCCCCUCCAGAGCUACGGUUAUCGUCAACGUAACGGACAUUAAUGACAACGUUCCGUCCAUAGACACUCGGUAUAUAAUGAACCUUGUAAAUGGUACGGUUCUACUGUCAGAGAACGCUCCUCUCAACACAAAAAUAGCCCUAAUUACAGUGACGGACAAGGACUCGGAUCUGAACGGCAAAGUGACUUGUUACACUGAUCAUGACGUUCCUUUCAGGUUAAAGCCAGUCUUUAAUGACCAGUUCCUGCUGGAGACUGCGGCCCCCUUAGAUUACGAAACAACCAGGGAAUAUGCAAUUAAGAUAGUAGCGUCGGAUUCAGGGAAGCCUCCUUUGAACACUUCAGCGAUGGUUUUAAUAAAAAUUAAAGACGAGAAUGACAACGCUCCCAUCUUCCCUCAGCCUGAGAUUCAGCUGUCCAUACCAGAGAACAACGAUCCGUCCACGCAGCUCAUAAAGAUCAGCGCCACGGAUGCAGACAGCGGACAUAAUGCAGAGAUUAUUUAUUCUCUUGGCCCUGACGCUCCUGAUGGGUUUAACAUAGAUAGACGGUCAGGAAUCCUCUCCGUUGGCAAACGCCUGGAUAGAGAGAAGCAGGAGAAGUAUUCAUUCACUGUCAUGGCGAGGGACAAUGGGUCUGCUUCGCUGCAGAGCAAUGUCACAGUGAGGUUAAUAGUGCAGGACCUCAACGACAACAGCCCAGCUUUCACCCAUCCUGAGUAUAACUUCUACGUGCCUGAGAACCUGCCUCUGUACGGGACCGUGGGUCUGAUCACCGUCACAGAUUCUGACGCAGGUGACAACUCUGUCAUAACACUGUCCAUCCUGAACGGGAAAGACAAUUUCCUUAUUGAUCCCCAGACCGGUGUAAUCAAACCCAACCUCACGUUUGAUAGAGAGCAGCAGAGCUCAUACACUUUUAUGGUGAAGGCUAUAGACGGAGGGCAACCACCCAGCACUUCAUACGCCAAGGUCACCAUAAACGUUGUGGAUGUCAAUGACAAUCGACCCGUUUUUGUUAUCCCCUCGUCCAACUACUCUUACGAUCUGGUCCAGUCUACCACCAGCCCUGGGUCUGUGGUCACCAGGGUGUUCGCUAUAGACAAUGACACUGGCAUGAAUGCUGAGCUGCAGUACAGCAUCAUUGGGGGAUCACCAAGAGGGCUGUUUGCCAUAGACAAAACAACUGGUAAUAUAACUCUGCAGGAGAAGAUAGUCUCAGCCGAUCAGGGUUUACACAGGCUGGUGGUGAAAGUCAAAGACCUGGGCCAGCCAGAGUCCUUACACGCAAUCGCCCUCAUUCACCUGUUUAUUAACGAGACUGUAUCCAACGCUACAUUCAUUCAAGAGCAGCUACGUAAGAGCUUGGAGACUCCAUUGGACCGUAACGUGGGAGACAGUGAGGUCACAUCCCAAGCCAACGGAUACGUGAUUGUUGUCAUCGCUAUAAUAGCUGGGACUAUGACAGUGAUCUUAGUCAUCUUCGUGACAGCCUUAGUGCGCUGUCGUCAGACGCCCAGGCACAAAGUGGUGCAGAAGGGCAAGCAGAGCGGCGAGUGGGUGUCGCCCAACCAGGAGAACCGUCAAAUCAAGAAGAAAAAGAAGAAAAAGAAGAGAUCCCCUAAGAGCCUCCUCUUGAACUUUGUCAGCAUAGAAGAAUCCAAGCCUGAUGAUCCCAGCCAGGAACACAUUAAUGGAACCCUGGACCUGCCUGUGGAGCUAGAUGAGCAGACCAUGGGGAAAUACAACUGGGCCACUACGCCGACCACCUUCAAACCUGACAGUCCAGACUUAGCCAAGCAUUACAAGUCUGCCUCCCCCCAGCCAACCUUCCAAAUCAAACCAGAGACCCCGAUGGCGCCAAAUAAACACCACGUGAUUCAGGAGCUCCCGCUAGACAACACGUUUGUGGUGGGCUGUGACUCGCACUCCAAGUGCUCCUCCACCAGCUCAGACCCGUACUCGGUCUCAGAGUGCAGCUGUCAGGGGGGAUUCAAGACUUCUGGGCAAAUCCACACCAGACAGAAUCAGGGCCAGACACCAGAGAAGUCCUUCAGCUCAGUCGCAUCUACUUGUCCCCAUAAGGAGGGUUGUCUUCUCAGCAAGAUAACAUCUGCAAACACCCAGCGUCGCGUGACGUUCCACCUCCCGGACGGUUCUCAGGAGAGCUGUAGCGACAGUGGUCUAGGGGACCACGAGCCCAGCAGCACUGCCAGCACCACUCAGCCUCUCCCCCUCGGCUUCCCCCGGGAAGAGUACUACCAACAGACCUCGCCCAACAGCCGCACCGAGGGAGACGGAAACUCUGACCCUGAGUCCACCAUAGUGGAGGUGAACCUGGCCAAGGCCCUGGCGGAAGCCUCGGAGACGUGCACCCAGGAAUGUCUGAUCCUGGGCCACUCCGACAGCUGCUGGAUGCCCCCCUCCCUGGUGACCCAGUUCCAGUCUCCGUCCAACACAGGUACCCUGCCUACCCUGCCCUCCUUUGGCUUCCAGCACCAGCAGAGCUCCCCAUGGGCCAGAGGAGCCAAGGCGGAUGGACGUCAGUGCCAUACCCUGGGCAGGUCUGUGCCCAAAGACGAUCUGGCUAAAGGGAUGAACCGGCCGCAGUUCUACAACACUCUGGAAAGACACUGCAGCAGCAAGAGUAAGGAGUCUGACCCCAUCAAGGUCAUCCCUCUGGCCAGCUUUUCCUCAUCUUCGUCAGGCCAGCAGACCCCAGCCAACGGAGGAUCCUCUGCCUUCUUACAUGAGCAUCAGCUGUAAGGGACCAGAGUAACACCAACCAGUUUGUCUAAUGUAUCUUGAUGUAUAUUUAAUAUCAGCUGUAAGGGGCUGUAACGGGACAGAGUAACACCAACCAGUUUGUCUAAAGUAUCUUGGUGUAUAUUUAACAUCAGCUGUAAGGGGCUGUAAGGGGACAGAGUAACACCAGCCAGUUUGUCUAAAGUAUCUUGGUGUAUAUUUAACAUCAGCUGUAAGGGGCUGUAAUGGGACAGAGUAACACCAGCCAGUUUGUCUAAAGUAUCUUGGUGUAUAUUUAACAUCAGCUGUAAAGGGCUGUAAGGGGACAGAGUAACACCAACCAGAUUGUCUAAAGUAUCUUGGUGUAUAUUUAACAUCAGCUGUAAAGGGCUGUAAGGGGACAGAGUAAGACCAGCCAGUUUGUCUAAAGUAUCUUGGUGUAUAUUUAACAUCAGCUGUAAGGGGCUGUAACGGGACAGAGUAACACCAGCCAGUUUGUCUAAAGUAUCUUGGUGUAUAUUUAACAUCAGCUGUAAAGGGCUGUAAGGGGACAGAGUAACACCAACCAGAUUGUCUAAAGUAUCUUGGUGUAUAUUUAACAUCAGCUGUAAAGGGCUGUAAGGGGACAGAGUAACACCAACCAGAUUGUCUAAUGUAUCUUGAUGGUUUCUGAUUUGUGUGUGAACAUGGGAUGUGGAGGAAGGGACAAAACUGUUCCUCUGUCUCCACAAUGUUGUUCCUUGGUCUCCACAAUGUUGUUCCUUGGUCUCCACAAUGUUGUUCCUCAGUCUCCACAAUGUUGUUCCUCAGUCUCCACAAUAUUGCACAGAAGUGGAUCUGACAAUGGCUGUAAUCAUAAAAUGUAUGAAAGACAAACUUCUUUGAAGAAACACCUAGCUAAAUAUGUGUUGAAAUGUAAUCCAUGUCCACUAUAUAAAUGGUAGUCCUAUACCAAAGUAGAUCCACAACAGAAACAAAAUAUAUAAAACGUCAGAAUUUAAGUUUGGUAGAUAUUUUAUAUUUUUGCUGAUCAGUAAUCAAAAAUAAUUUUGACCACUAUAUGCGUAUUGGAACCGGCUCAGCGGAACCUUCCUACACACAAUUUACUUACCGAUAAACGAAACGCAAACACACAGUAUAGCUUGUGAACCCAAGGUGAAUGGUGUAUAUGCCCAAUCUCUGGUGAAAUAUUGCUUAGUGUAUCCAGCGAGACAUUCAGCUCCAGCUCCAACUGAUGAUCCAAGUUACUUUUUGCUCUUGCCUGAAUAUGUUUAUAGAAUCCCGUCUUGUUCAGACGUCUGCAGACACAUACCUACGACUCAAUGGACAAAAACAAUUUCACUCUGUGAUGUGCUAACACUUUAUAUGAACACACAGCACAGGGUCGUCCCCCAUGAUAUGCCCAACACUGUUUCUCUUCAGAUGUUACUUGUAUGGUGAGUUGUGAUGCCUUUGACACCCCUUUCCCUGCCCUCUAUUGCAAACCUACUCAUUUCUACAUUAUCUUCCCCACCUAAUAGGAACCUACUCAUUUUCAACAUGAUCUUCCCCUGUAAUAACCACCUACUCAUUGUCUACAUUAUCUUUCCCCUGUUAUAACAAACUACUAAUUUUCAACAUUAUUUUACCCACCUAAUAACAACCUACUAAUUUUCUACAUUAUCUUCCCCACCUAAUAGGAACCUACUCACUUUCACCAUGAUCCUACCCACCUAAUAACAACAUACUCAUUUGCUACAUUAUCUUACCCACCUAAUAACAACAUACUCAUUUUCUACAUGAUCUUUCCCCUGUAAUAACAAACUACUAAUUUCAACAUUGUCUUACCCACCCAAUAAGAACCUACCCAUUUUCUACAUGAUCUUUCCCGUUGUAAUAAGAACCUACACAUUUUCUACAUUAUCUCCUUAGAAGAAGCCUUGAACAGCACAGACAGAGGUUCCAUGCAAGGAGCUAUAACCUUUCUUUCCUUUUUAUUUUCCCACCAUUAUUUCACUUCAUUAUCUUCCUUUCAUAUAAUAUAACAUGUAUUGUACGCAUUGUAAAUGAGUGCUAUGGAGACAAUUAAGAAUAACUCCCAAUUGUCUAAUUACUUUGAGCUGUAAUCUCCACAGUAAGUAUUAGCCGUGGUUGACAGCUCUGUAAUAGUUGUCUAGUCUCACUGAAACAUAAUGUAUUUCUAGUAGUCAGGUAAUGAAAAGGUGUAGACAUAUACAGUCUGGACGCAAAUAGCUUUUUAUUUGCUUUAAUUUGUGCCCCUAUCUCGUCAGGAUAGUAACCACCAUAAUGAGAGUUUCUGUAUCCAUAUUCAAGCACCUUAAACUCAAGGCUAAAUUUACCAUAUUCACAUAUUGACAUAAACAAUUUUUUUAAUGAUUUAUCCUACGUUUUAUCCACUGUGUCUUUGAUUUAACCAUACGGCCACAGUUUCACGGGUGUUCAUUCUGGAUAACCACUGACUGUCACGGAUUCGGCAAACAUUGCAUGACCAUCACCAGAUAACAUAUUUAAAUGAAAUGUGUCCUCUAGCGGCUUGUGAAAGAAACAAGACAUAUUUAGGGUACCAUUCUCCCUGCAGGGUUAGACAGUAACAGGACAUGUUUAGGGUACCAUUCUCCCUGCAGGGUUAGACAGUAACAGGACAUGUUUAGGGUACCAUUCUCCCUGCAGGGUUAGAUGGUAACAGGACAUGUUUAGGGUACCAUUCUCCCUGCAAGGUUAGACAGUAACAGGACAUGUUUAGGGUACCAUUCUCCCUGCAGGGUUAGACAGUAACAGGACAUGUUUAGGGUACCAUUCUCCCUGCAGGGUUAGACAGUAACAGGACAUGUUUAGGGUACCAUUCUCCCUGCAGGGUUAGACAGUAACAGGACAUGUUUAGGGUACCAUUCUCCCUGCAGGGUUAGACGGUAACAGGACAUGUUUAGGGUACCAUUCUCCCUGCAGGGUUAGAUGGUAACAGGACAUGUUUAGGGUACCAUUCUCCCUGCAGGGUUAGAUGGUAACAGGACAUGUUUAGGGUACCAUUCUCCCUGCAGGGUUAGACAGUAACAGGACAUGUUUAGGGUACCAUUCUCCCUGCAGGGUUAGAUGGUAACAGGACAUGUUUAGGGUACCAUUCUCCCUGCAGGGUUAGACAGUAACAGGACAUGUUUAGGGUACCAUUCUCCCUGCAGGGUUAGACAGUAACAGGACAUGUUUAGGGUACCAUUCUCCCUGCAGGGUUAGACAGUAACAGGACAUGUUUAGGGUACCAUUCUCCCUGCAGGGUUAGACAGUAACAGGACAUGUUUAGGGUACCAUUCUCCCUGCAGGGUUAGACAGUAACAGGACAUGUUUAGGGUACCAUUCUCCCUGCAGGGUUAGACAGUAACAGGACAUGUUUAGGGUACCAUUCUCCCUGCAGGGUUAGACAGUAACAGGACAUGUUUAGGGUACCAUUCUCCCUGCAGGGUUAGACAGUAACAGGACAUGUUUAGGGUACCAUUCUCCCUGCAGGGUUAGAUGGUAACAGGACAUGUUUAGGGUACCAUUCUCCCUGCAGGGUUAGACGGUAACAGGACAUGUUUAGGGUACCAUUCUCCCUGGAGGGUUAGACAGUAACAGGACAUGUUUAGGGUACCAUUCUCCCUGCAGGGUUAGACAGUAACAGGACAUGUUUAGGGUACCAUUCUCCCUGCAGGGUUAGACAGUAACAGGACAUGUUUAGGGUACCAUUCUCCCUGGAGGGUUAGACAGUAACAGGACAUGUUUAGGGUACCAUUCUCCCUGCAGGGUUAGACAGUAACAGGACAUGUUUAGGGUACCAUUCUCCCUGCAGGGUUAGAUGGUAACAGGACAUGUUUAGGGUACCAUUCUCCCUGCAGGGUUAGACAGUAACAGGACAUGUUUAGGGUACCAUUCUCCCUGCAGGGUUAGACAGUAACAGGACAUGUUUAGGGUACCAUUCUCCCUGCAGGGUUAGACAGUAACAGGACAUGUUUAGGGUACCAUUCUCCCUGCAGGGUUAGACAGUAACAGGACAUGUUUAGGGUACCAUUCUCCCUGCAGGGUUAGACGGUAACAGGACAUGUUUAGGGUACCAUUCUCCCUGCAGGGUUAGACGGUAACAGGACAUGUUUAGGGUACCAUUCUCCCUGCAGGGUUAGACAGUAACAGGACAUGUUUAGGGUACCAUUCUCCCUGCAGGGUUAGAUGGUAACAGGACAUGUUUAGGGUACCAUUCUCCCUGGAGGGUUAGACAGUAACAGGACAUGUUUAGGGUACCAUUCUCCCUGCAGGGUUAGACAGUAACAGGACAUGUUUAGGGUACCAUUCUCCCUGGAGGGUUAGACGGUAACAGGACAUGUUUAGGGUACCAUUCUCCCAGCAGGGUUAGACAGUAACAGGACAUGUUUAGGGUACCAUUCUCCCUGCAGGGUUAGACAGUAACAGGACAUGUUUAGGGUACCAUUCUCCCUGCAGGGUUAGACAGUAACAGGACAUGUUUAGGGUACCAUUCUCCCUGGAGGGUUAGACGGUAACAGGACAUGUUUAGGGUACCAUUCUCCCAGCAGGGUUAGACAGUAACAGGACAUGUUUAGGGUACCAUUCUCCCUGCAGGGUUAGACAGUAACAGGACAUGUUUAGGGUACCAUUCUCCCUGCAGGGUUAGACAGUAACAGGACAUGUUUAGGGUACCAUUCUCCCUGCAGGGUUAGACGGUAACAGGACAUGUUUAGGGUACCAUUCUCCCUGCAGGGUUAGACAGUAACAGGACAUGUUUAGGGUACCAUUCUCCCUGCAGGGUUAGACAGUAACAGGACAUGUUUAGGGUACCAUUCUCCCUGCAGGGUUAGACAGUAACAGGACAUGUUUAGGGUACCAUUCUCCCUGCAGGGUUAGACAGUAACAGGACAUGUUUAGGGUACCAUUCUCCCUGCAGGGUUAGACAGUAACAGGACCUGUUUAGGGUACCAUUCUCCCUGCAGGGUUAGACAGUAACAGGACAUGUUUAGGGUACCAUUCUCCCUGCAGGGUUAGACGGUAACAGGACAUAUUUAGGGUACCAUUCUCCCUGCAGGGUUAGACAGUAACAGGACAUGUUUAGGGUACCAUUCUCCCUGCAGGGUUAGACAGUAACAGGACAUGUUUAGGGUACCAUUCUCCCUGCAGGGUUAGAUAGUAACAGGACAUGUUUAGGGUACCAUUCUCCCUGCAGGGUUAGACAGUAACAGGACAUGUUUAGGGUACCAUUCUCCCUGCAGGGUUAGACAGUAACAGGACAUAUUUAGGGUACCAUUCUCCCUGCAGGGUUAGAGAGUAAAAUGUGUCUGUGCUUGGUUGAGACUCAGCUUGUACUCAGAUGACACUUUGGGUCAGGUAGCCGUCAGUGUAGAAAUGCAUUAGUGAAGCCGACGGUGGUGAAAUUACGUGUCAUAAGAGUGUUAUGUAGAAGGGUCAAGGUCAGGGUCAAUUUCAUCUCACCUCUAGUCAAUUAAGGAAAUGUAUUGAAUUUUUAUUAAUUAAUUGAAUAAAUCCUACUCAUUGAACAUGGUUAACCUACUGCCCACCUAAGUCCCAACCAUGAAUUGGAUAUCAAUUCCUUUUUGAGGAAUAAUAUUUUCUUUCUAUGUCAUCCUGAAACAUCUGCUCGCUGCAGUUAUAUGUUAAACACAUUUGUCUUUCAUCAAAGACAACAAAUACAGACGGGACAGAGUACGCUGACAUAUGCAAAUAAAUCACAAAGCACUUGCUUCCUUCAGACAGUGACAGUGAACACAGGCCUGCAAUGUGUGAUUCAAUAACAUUCCAACUGCAUAUGCUGUAGAACGAUGAUAUUGACCCUUAACCACGACUGAAACACACAAAAAUCCCACAAUAUACUUACAGUAUAUAUACUGAACAAAAAUAUAAACGCAACAUGUACAUUUUGCAUUUACAUUUUGGUCAUUUAGCAGACGCUCUUAUCCAGAGCGACUUACAGUAGUGAAUGCAUACAUUUCAUACAUUUUUUUUUUUUUCCUGUGCUGGCCCCCCAUGUAAAAUGUUGGUCCCAUAUUUCCUGAACUGAAAUCAAAGGUCCCUGAAAUGUUCCAUACGCACAAAAAGCUAAUUUCUCUCAAAUUUAUGGCACAAAUUUGUUUACAUCCCUGUUAGUGAGCAUUUCUCCUUCGCCAAGAUAAUCCAUCCAAUUGGCAGGUGUGGCAUAUCAAGAA
Molecule: messenger RNA, 10740 nt
Organism: Salmo salar (Atlantic salmon)
Lineage: Eukaryota; Metazoa; Chordata; Actinopteri; Salmoniformes; Salmonidae
Product: protocadherin-11 X-linked
Biological process (GO): homophilic cell-cell adhesion
Cellular component (GO): plasma membrane
Molecular function (GO): calcium ion binding
Source: RefSeq, a predicted model, not a curated record